Molecule: messenger RNA, 1364 nt
Organism: Toxorhynchites rutilus septentrionalis
Lineage: Eukaryota; Metazoa; Arthropoda; Insecta; Diptera; Culicidae
Exons: 14
Coding region: 151-939 (262 amino acids)
Source: RefSeq, a predicted model, not a curated record
UCGAUCUGUGUUUAAAUAAUCGUUGUGGUCUGGAAGAAAGCUCAGUUUGCUAGCCAUUGGUUAACAGCGAAAGUACUCAGUGGAUUUUCAGCAGUGAAACUUCUGUUCGUGCAGUAUUGAUCUAGAACAAACAGUUGCCAACCGUACAAAAUGGCUCCCAACGCCAUAAUGUUUUUGAGCUUUUGUGUGAUAGUUCUCUGUCUAACAUGUGCUGCCAACGAGGCCGCGCUCAAUGAAAUUUCGCCUGCAAUGGAACCACAAUAUGACUCUGCAUAUCAUCAAAGGAUGGUGGUGGAUGAGAGUCCAUACCGGUAUCACAUCAGAACGGACAAGCGCUCAGCUUCAAACUUAGAUAAGCGUUCGUCUGAAAUGUAUCAGCAAUAUCCAACACGGAAACCGUCGUUGAGGUUAAGAUGGAAAAAACCAAUGGAUAAUUCAGACGAGGAAAUGAUGGGGGUGGAUGGAACUCUAACAGACCGCAAGCGUUCAACUUCAAACUUUGAUAAACGUUCGGCUGAAAUGUAUCAGCAAUAUCCAACACGGAAACCGUCGUUGAGGUUAAGAUGGAAAAAACCGAUGGCUGAUUCAGACGAGGAAAUGAUGGGGGUGGAUAAACGUUCGGCUGAAAUGUAUCAGCAAUAUCCAACACGGAAACCGUCGUUGAGGUUAAGAUGGAAAAAACCAAUGGACCAAUCGGACGAUGAAACGAUAGAGGUGGAUAAACGUUCGGCUGAAAUGUAUCAGCAGUAUCCAACACGGAAACCGUCGCUGAGGUUAAGAUGGAAAAAACCAAUGGAUAAUUCAGACGAGGAAUUGAUGGGGGUGGAUGGAACUCUAACAGACCGCAAGCGUUCAACUUCAAACUUAGACAAACGUUCGGCUGACUCACGGGAAGAUAUUGAUGAAGACUAUUUUAUUAGACACCGGAUUGAUAUUUAAGGACACAAAACUGUUCCCCCAGCAUGUUGGUUGCAGUCGGGAUAACGGUUUUUGGCUCCACCGAUCAUGUUCAAUGAUAGUUCAACAGCCUACAGAUAUUCAGAGCACGAAAAACAGGAUACCUUAGUAUUGCAAUACCACCAAUACACCAACUAUGAUGACAAAUGAGUCCAUAUAUGACCACAUUAAACGAUUGUUAAUUUGCGCACAAAUAAUAUGUUCAAAUAUUUUGUCGAAUAUAAAAAACAUCAAUCCGCUUCUAUUGCUCACGAUAACUGAUUCAGACAGGACCCUGUGCAACUCUAGUGAAGUAAAAUAUUCAAUUUUGAUCUUUGUUUUUCAAUUAUUAUCAUAGAGCACACUUACAUCACAAUCGAAGUACUUGUUUCUAUCAGAAUGGAAAUAAAUAAGAAAUAUGAAAAUUA